Messenger RNA from Prunus persica (peach), 1668 nucleotides. RefSeq names its product inorganic phosphate transporter 1-11. NCBI's taxonomy places the organism in Eukaryota, Viridiplantae, Streptophyta, Magnoliopsida, Rosales, Rosaceae. Gene Ontology annotation, biological process: transmembrane transport. Gene Ontology annotation, molecular function: transmembrane transporter activity. The transcript has 2 exons. Gene Ontology annotation, cellular component: membrane. The coding region runs from base 1 to 1581 and encodes 526 amino acids. The record is from RefSeq and is a predicted model, not a curated record.
AUGGCCCUAGCCGUGCUGAAUGCACUGGACUCAGCUCGGACGCAAUGGUACCACGUAACCGCCAUUGUCAUCGCCGGCAUGGGCUUCUUCACCGACGCCUACGACCUCUUCUGCAUCUCCACUGUCUCUAAGCUUCUCGGUCGUCUUUACUACUUCAACCCUGACUCAAAAGUGCCCGGAAAGCUCCCUCCGCGUGUCAACAAUAUCGUGAUCGGCGUGGCCCUAGUCGGCACCCUAUCGGGCCAACUCGUGUUCGGGUGGCUCGGUGACAAGCUAGGCCGCAAGAAGGUUUACGGGGUCACCCUCAUCAUGAUGGUCAUUUGCGCCAUUUGCUCAGGCCUGUCGUUUGGCUCCUCAGCACCCGCUGUGAUGACCACCUUGUGUUUCUUCAGGUUUUGGCUAGGGUUUGGGAUUGGGGGAGACUAUCCCCUUUCCGCCACGAUUAUGUCCGAAUACGCCAACAAAAUGACACGUGGCGCGUUCAUAGCGGCGGUGUUCGCAAUGCAAGGUGUGGGGAUCAUUUUUGCAGGGCUGGUUUCGAUGGUCUUGUCGAGAAUCUUUCUGAGCUUUUACCCGGCACCGGCGUUCCAUGACAGCCCUACGGAUUAUGCGCACGUGUUGUCAACGCAGCCGCAGGCAGACUAUCUGUGGCGGAUUGUGCUCAUGAUUGGGGCGUUGCCGGCAAUCGUGACUUACUACUGGCGGAUGAAAAUGCCCGAAACAGGUCGAUACACUGCCUUGAUUGAAGGAAACGCCAAGCAAGCAGCCGCGGACAUGGGCAAGGUUUUGGAUAUCGAAAUCCAAGCUGAACAAGAGAAGUUGGCACAAUUCAAGGCUGCCAAUGAGUACCCAUUAUUAUCCAUGGAGUUCUAUAGGCGCCACGGACGUCACCUAAUAGGUACAAUGACCACUUGGUUCUUGUUGGAUAUCGCCUUUUACAGCCAAAACCUAACGCAAAAGGACAUUUUCCCGGUAAUGGGUUUGACACAUAAGGAUGUUGAGGUUAACGCUCUGCAAGAAAUGUUCGAGACCUCACGAGCCAUGUUUGUGAUUGCGUUCUUCGGCACUUUCCCUGGUUACUGGUUCACCGUCUUCUUCAUCGAGAAACUCGGGAGGUUCAAGAUCCAACUUGUAGGGUUCUUCAUGAUGUCUUUCUUCAUGUUGAUCAUAGGCAUCAAAUAUGACUAUCUCACAACCAACAAGUACAUGUUUGCAACCUUGUAUGGUCUCACCUUUUUCUUCGCCAACUUCGGCCCAAACAGCACCACUUUUGUUCUUCCGGCUGAGUUGUUCCCUACCAGGGUCAGAUCCACGUGUCACGCGUUGAGUGCGGCGGCUGGAAAGGCCGGUGCCAUGGUGGGUGCGUUUGGGGUGCAGAACUAUACUUUGGGUAAAGGAACGAAAGAUAUCCAGAAGGCUAUGUUCUUCUUGGCUUUUACGAACAUGCUAGGGUUUUGUUUCACGUUCUUGGUCACUGAGACUAAAGGCAGGUCGUUGGAGGAGAUCUCCGGUGAGGAUGGCAGUGGCGAAACAGCUGGAACACAGAUGACUGGUACCAAUUCAUCAUCAGUGACUAGGUAGUUAAUUAACAAGGUUUAAUUAGCAAAGCCGAUCAAUUAAAUAAAUAUUUACUAUUUGGUUAUGAUAUAUAUAUCAAUAAAUGAGCUC